This is a messenger RNA of Daldinia caldariorum, 2166 nucleotides long. RefSeq names its product SPX domain-containing protein. Gene Ontology annotation, cellular component: cytoplasm; Golgi apparatus; plasma membrane. The record is from RefSeq and is a predicted model, not a curated record. NCBI's taxonomy places the organism in Eukaryota, Fungi, Ascomycota, Sordariomycetes, Xylariales, Hypoxylaceae. Gene Ontology annotation, molecular function: inositol hexakisphosphate binding. The coding region runs from base 374 to 1900 and encodes 508 amino acids. Gene Ontology annotation, biological process: phosphate ion transport; cellular response to phosphate starvation. The transcript has a single exon.
AGACGCCGGGUGCUAACAUAAAGAACCAGAAUGGAAAGACAAAUAUUUAGAUUAUAAGGCUGGCAAGAAGCAUAUCAAAGCCAUCUCAAGAGCAAUAAACAAGACCCAUGGAACACCAAUAGGUGUGGGAAAAAAGGGUGAGCCUUUACCCCACGAGGUGACCCCUCGACCUGGACGAUUCUCUCGUCAACAUACUGGAGGCACCGAGACAGUAGUUGAGAAUGAGAUUGAGUCUCUACAAGGAAGUCCCAAACACAUAGGACAGACAUCCCGACCGACGCCUAUUCCCGCCCGGACGGAACGUCAAUCCUUGACGACGUCGCCGGGAAACGGGGGCCAAUAUGGCAGCUUCGUGUCUACACCACCUCCAACGAUGGAGAGUUGGAAUUUGUUCGAAUUGCCAGAUCCUGCAUUGGGCGACCCUGCGAUCCCAAUCGAGCAAUCGCCAUCUCGACCUACGGACGCGCUUCAGAAGUCCGUCAGCCGACAGCCUGUAAACCGCAGAAUGUCCGCGCCAAGAGGCCCUUCACAAUCAGCUUCUCAUGUCCGCCAAGGUUCUAUGCCCCAACAUGAUGCGUCUCCUGGCAAACUGCGACGUAUGUUCUCAACCGGUCCACAUCUUACCCAGCGUCUCAAUAAGACUGAGAGCUUUAAGUUCGGCGCUAGCUUGGAGGCGAUUGAAACGAUUCGGCAGCGUGAAAAGGAGUUUUUCGACUUCUUAGAUAGUGAACUUGAUAAGGUGGAGACAUUCUAUCGCCAAAAGGAAGAUCAGGCCGGCCAACGCCUAGCUGUGCUUCGGGAACAAUUACACGAGAUGCGAAAUCGACGUACGCAAGAAUUAGCUGAGCUGAGACGGCGUAAAGAAAGGGGCGAGGAUGGAAAUAGUCAUGAUAAUAAAGGAGUUUCGUCCGGCACCAAUAAUUCUCUCAGUUGGGUCGAUCCAAUUAAGUCUCGAAUAUUCAAACCCGGAGCCAAUUCAAAGGCAUUUUCAAGAUUACACUUCACCCCAGUGCUUGGUGCGAAGGAUUCAGACUCUCGCAGGGACUAUAUGAAGAGACCAUCUAGUCAUGAGGUACCAUAUCGAACAGCGAAACGAAAGUUAAAAUUAGCGUUACAAGAGUUUUACCGAGGAUUGGAACUCCUGCAGUCUUACGCUCAACUCAACCGGACUGCUUUUCGAAAACUGAACAAGAAGUACGACAAGGCCGUCAAUGCUCGUCCGCCUUAUAGGUAUAUGAAUGAGAAAGUCAACAAGGCAUGGUUCGUGAAUAGCACCAAAGUGGAUGACUGUAUCCAUGCGGUCGAGGACUUGUACGCGAGAUAUUUCGAAAAGGGUAAUCGUAAGAUCGCUUCGGGAAAGCUCCGUCGCUUAAACCGGCGGCCAGGAGAUGAAUCUGCGAUCGCGUUUAGGAAUGGCCUCUUCAUCGGUACCGGAGCUGUAUUUACCCUCCAAGGUCUCGUGUACGGUUCACAACUCUUAUUCGAUCCGGAUCCAGUUCUGCGAGAGCAGACCAGUUACCUCAUGCAGAUAUACGGUGGCUAUUUUCUAAUGCUCUUCUUGAUGUUCCUGUUCUGCCUUGACUGCUUCAUGUGGACAACUAAUAAGAUCAAUUAUCCUUUCAUAUUCGAAUUUGACACGAGGAACAGCCUUGAUUGGAGACAGCUAUCCAGCUUCCCCAGCUUUUUCCUCUUGCUUUUUGGUAUAUUCUUCUGGGUCAACUUUACUAGGUACGGGUCGGAAGAAUUAUAUUUAUACUACCCAGUAAUGUUAAUAGCUAUUACGCUCUUUAUCCUCCUACUUCCGGCACCGAUUUUUUGGCACAAGAGUCGCCAGUGGUUUAUGUAUUCUCACGUAAGUAUCACGUCCCUGGAAACUCAACUCGCGUUAACUAUUUUCUAGUAUCGAUUAUUCUUCGCAGGAUUAUACCCCGUUGAAUUCCGUGACUUCUUCCUGGGUGACAUGUAUUGCUCUCUUACAUACGCUACCGCGGUAAGUGAUGAUAGUCAAUGGUUAGUAACUUAUUGCAGGGGCUAACUAAGAAACCAGAAUGUUGAACUCUUCUUUUGUCUCUACGCACAUCAUUGGAACAACCCCGUCCAAUGCAAUUCGAACAAUUCUCGUCUGUUAGGGUUCUUUUCAGCUCUCCCACCGAUCUGGCGUGCGCU